Messenger RNA from Brassica napus (rape), 861 nucleotides. RefSeq lists its product as uncharacterized. The record is from RefSeq and is a predicted model, not a curated record. Bases 141 to 644 code for a protein of 167 amino acids. Lineage: Eukaryota; Viridiplantae; Streptophyta; Magnoliopsida; Brassicales; Brassicaceae. The transcript has a single exon. Gene Ontology annotation, molecular function: calcium ion binding.
GAUGAGAUAAUUAUAAAAAAAAUGUUGCAUAAUAAUACAAUUUCUCAUAAAUAAUUUGGACACAAAAAGGAAAAGAAAAAAAAAUCCAAAAAUGUAUCAAAUGAGAUGCCUUUUAAUAUUCUCCUGAAGCAAGAGAAAACAUGCAAGCAAUUUAUAACGCUAUUGAGUUCCCAUGUAUGUGUGCGAACGAUAAAGAAAAGGAAGAGAAAAAAAAAAGAAAAGGAAACUUGCAAACAAGGGAAAGUUUCCAGAUUCGGAUCAUGAUCGAAACGGUUUUCACGAGCCAGACUAUCAUGGGACUAAUCUCCGACACAAAAGCCUUCGAAUCCAUCACCGACGACUAUUUCAAGAUCCUAGAUCUAGACGGAGACGGAACGUUAUCGCCGUCGGAGCUCCGGAAAGGUCUAAACCGCGUGGUGGCGGUGGAAUCGGAAGUGGCGUCGGGAGAAGAGACCGAUAGCGUUUACGAGGCGAUUGUCGAGAGGUUCGGCGAGAAUCUGGCUCCGGGAAAAUUCAAGGAUUUGAUUUCUGAGAUACUGACGGCGAUGGCGAGGGCGUUCGGAAACACGCCGGUGAUAAUGGUGGUGCAUAACGAUGGGUUGAUUAUGAAAGCUGUUCGUCAUGAAUCGGAAAAAGCCAUGUGAGGGUUUUGAUUUUACUAAUAAUAAUUCUGCAUUUCUGAUGGAUUCUUGAAUUUGCUUAUAAUUUGAAUUUCUGUUCAGUUGUUUUAUAAUUUGAAUUCGAUGUUAAUGUUCUUUGUAUCUAAUCAAAACAAUCAUGGUAUCUCUGUCUCAAUCUUUUUGUUUUAUGUUGUAUCCCAUGUUAUUGGAUCCAUCUCAAAAAUGAAACAUUAUUUUCUUA